AUAUCUAGGAAUGUCUUGUAGCAAUACAAAUGCUCAAAGUCUCGCACAAGUCCAGAAAAACACGCUUUUCACGAAAGAUCGCUCUCGGAUGGUGCGCUACUGAUGCUGGCUGGAGCGAGAAGAAGGGAUAUCGCGCAUGCGCACCUGGGUCACGCUUCAAAACAAAACAAGGCCUUUGAUCCGUGGACUCCCAGCAUCCCCCAAGGCGCGUGAUUCAAAAGUUUUAGGCUGGUAGGCCUAUAAGUAUUUUUCCGCGAAUUUUAAAAAAAACUUUUGUAUGUCGACGUAAAAUACGUCCAGUCGGCACCCGACAGACAAUUUAUCUCGACGUAAAAUACGUCCAGUCGGCGUUUAAGGGUUAAUAUCAAAUUCACUCAGCCUCGGAGUAAACAUAACAAACCGGAGGAGAAAUUUACAAUUGAUGAUCGAUUCGUCAACCCUCCGCUAAAAACUAGGAUUGAUAUUCAUGUUACACCAAUUCUAUUCAAAUGUCCUUUUUGUUUAGACGCUGACUAUGAUAACGUGGGUGGAGGUGCAGGUGGAUUUAGAGCUGCCAAUGGCGGUGUGGCUGGAGGUGGAGGUGGAGGUGGAGGCGUAUUAGAACCAGCCCCGACAACUCCAGCUGGAGCUCCCACAUCAGCUCCCGAUGGAAAUUUCAAAUGUCCUUCUUUUUUUUAGACCCUGAGUAUGAUAAUGUGGGUGGAGGUGGAGGUGGAGCUGCCUUUGGCGGUGCGGGUGGAGGUGUCGAUGGAGACGUAUUAGUAGCAGCCCCGACAGCUCCCGCUGGAGCUCCCGGUGGAGCUCCCGCACCAGCUCCUGACUCUACAACUGAAUUGGACAAAGCCACAAGUCCGGAAAAAGUGGAGCUGGAGAGGACCUACUUCCCCGAAACGUGGCUGUGGGAAAUCGUUGUUAUUGGCGAGAGUGGUGAGACGGCAAAGGAGGUCGAACUUCCGGACACAGUAACGACGUGGGUGGGCGAGGCCGUCUGCCUCCAUCCAGAGUUGGGCAUCGGACUGAGCCCCAAGUCCUCCAUCACCUCCUUCGUGCCCUUCUUCCUAGACCUCAGUCACCCAGCCACUGCCCGCAGGAACGAGAAGGUCCCCGUCCUAGUCUCUGUCUUCAAUUACGUGAACGAAAGUCUGCCUGUGACUGUUCAGUUGCUGCCAAGUGCCGAAUACACGUCCCCAACAUAUUCGAUGAAGACCUGCGUCUCCGGCAGCAAAAAGGAAGUAAUGAAGUUCCUGGUGGUGCCUCUGGAGGCCGGGGACGUCAACCUCACCUUCAGUGCCUCCAUAGACACUGCCAAUGGAAGUUGUGGCGGGACAGUUGACGUCGAAGGAGGUAAAAAGGAAAGAGCAAUUUGGGCUUCUGUCUCAUCUGGCCGAUUUGGCUCAAACUAUUAA
Macrobrachium nipponense is the source of this 1406-nucleotide messenger RNA. Its product is annotated as alpha-2-macroglobulin-like. The transcript is spliced from 3 exons. The record is from RefSeq and is a predicted model, not a curated record. Lineage: Eukaryota; Metazoa; Arthropoda; Malacostraca; Decapoda; Palaemonidae. Gene Ontology annotation, molecular function: endopeptidase inhibitor activity. The coding region runs from base 660 to 1406 and encodes 248 amino acids.